CCCUGGCUGACAGCAGAGCAGAAGGAAAAGCAUCAUCAUCACGAGAGGAGGCUGCCAAGUCUAGAGAGCCAAGAAAAAAAGUGAAAAUUUCGUGAAAUUUCAAAAUUCCCCGUGGAAAUUCAGCGCUCGAGCUCGAGAAGCUCAAAUUUUGGAAGCGGAAGCGCUACUGGUCAGUGACCGAGAAGCGUCUCAAAUUUGCCAGUGGCCGGAAAGGCAUGAGCGAUAACAAGUCCAAAAAGAACGAAACAAACAAGGAAAUCAUCACCAUGAGCGACGCUGCCGGAGUUUUGGACCGCUGGGUCGGCGACGUGAGCAAGAAGUCGGCCACCAAACAGAUUCUCAUCGGUGCCGGAAGUGGAUGGGCAACCGGUUACAUCACGAUGAAGGUUGGCAAGGCGGCCGCAGUGGCCGUCGGCGGUGGCAUCAUUCUGCUGCAAAUCGCCAACCAGCAGGGGUACAUCUCGAUAGAUUGGAACAAGAUCAACAAAAAGGUCGACAAGGUAACGGACAAGGUCGAGGAGGCAGUCACCGGGCAGGGUCCGAGCUGGGCCGAUAAGGUGAUACGGGUGGCUAAAGAAAAUACCUAUUUGGCCUCCGGUUUUCUCGGUGGUUUCCUGAUCGGUAUGGCUUCCUCGUAAGCAUCGCUUUGGCGAACGUAUCCCGUUAUUACAACUGAAGUGGCAUAUUAAAAAGCGAACAAUUUCAAGAACUCAAGCUCAGAACAGAAAGUUGCCGUGCAGUCAGAACAAGCCUCGAAUUGGAAGAAUAUAAAUUUUGACCAGAUUGAAUUUCAUUUCGCAAGCAAAAUUCGAAAGAAGCUCUGUUAUGUUGGUACAAGUUUCAUUAUAAUUUUAGUAUUUAAAUUUCAACUUACAACUUAUUUUACACAAUAAAGCUUCUUAUCCGUGAUAAGAUAAACUAAA
Messenger RNA from Culex pipiens pallens (northern house mosquito), 923 nucleotides. Its product is annotated as FUN14 domain-containing protein 2. The transcript has 4 exons. The coding region runs from base 216 to 638 and encodes 140 amino acids. Gene Ontology annotation, biological process: autophagy of mitochondrion. The record is from RefSeq and is a predicted model, not a curated record. Lineage: Eukaryota; Metazoa; Arthropoda; Insecta; Diptera; Culicidae. Gene Ontology annotation, cellular component: mitochondrial outer membrane.